This is a messenger RNA of Oreochromis aureus, 4888 nucleotides long. RefSeq names its product SWT1 RNA endoribonuclease homolog (gene swt1). Gene Ontology annotation, cellular component: nucleus. Bases 411 to 2882 code for a protein of 823 amino acids. The record is from RefSeq and is a predicted model, not a curated record. Lineage: Eukaryota; Metazoa; Chordata; Actinopteri; Cichliformes; Cichlidae. The transcript has 16 exons.
GCGGAUGUUUUGGAAAACAGUCGGCUGUGGGGUAGGGAAACUGAGCUGUGUAGGAAUGUGACGUUUGCUCUUAACUUUAUGUCACUGAAACAAUGAAAGCGAACUCCUCAGACAGUAAAGACGACAUGUAGCGUGUACGGCUGCGGUUUGCGGUUUCUUCUUGUUGAACGAGAUUAAAUGAGCUAACGGUAACAUUUAACUUUAGACUGCUGUGAGUUACGAGUUUAAAACUCGGCUUAACUUAGCAAUAUUUUAUAGUAUUAGGAAACGUUUAAAUGAGUAAAAUGUGUCUUUUAGUUGUUUAGUUUCGUUUUAUGUCAGGGUGGCGUGUUGCUCUAAAUAAGGCUGGAUUUUUGUGUUUAUGUUCACCGGAAACCGUAUUUACGCCUUAACAUUACCUUCACAGAAAAAUGCCUAAAAAGGCCAAAAAGAGAAAGCACAAGAAGUCCUCUUCGUCCUCAAGUGAAGAAGACGAGAGGGUAUCCACAGGACAAGAUGCAACCAACAGUUACAAAACCGCCAAGAGGAAACAAGUUUUAAAGAGUCAGAAAAGCUGUAAAAAGGACAAGGAAAAAUCUGCUUCUUCUCCUGUUAAAGAUGACUCCCAAAGCACCCGGCAAAUCAAAAAACCUGUCUACAGAUUGGCAAAAACACAAGCAACAGAGCAGAAACCCAUUAAUAAGGACAGACAAUAUGCAAAAUCCAAACCAGUCUUUGUGGCAUUCCAUGGGGAUCAUUGCUCCAGUAAAGCAAAGAAUUAUGUUUCAGGGAAAGAUAAAACUGUCACUGGAAGCGACAUUGUGGAAAGAGGAUACUCAAAACUCAGUGCAGGUGCAGUUCCUCAGAGAACAGAAACGAAAUCUAAAGGUGGGUUCGAUGAAAAGUCUUCCCAGAGGAGCCAGUCCAAAUUAAACAAGCCUCGAGUGGAUCCCAGUUUAGUUUCUGCUAAAGUGAAAGAACCGAGGCAGGAUGUGCAGAAGAGGAACUACAGAACUGAGAACCCACCCAGGACUGGAAAUCACAGCAGCACUCUCAAGGCCAGCGAACCUACCUCCUCCGUCUCUGUUGAAAAAAAGGAGUUAAAGACCAAAAGAAGUUUGUAUAAAGAUGAUGCAAACAUGUCUUCUGCCUCCAUCUUAAAGAAGUCUUCCACUUCAGCCAAACACAGUGCCUCAGAAAGCAGCUCAAAGAUGCAAGUGGUUGAAGAGCUUCAUCUUGCCCGCUCUGAGAAGAGAUUGGAGGUGAAUGUCUUGAAGAGCUAUGGGGAACUCACCGCUAUGGACAUAGAUUGUCCCGAAGAAGGACCUGCAGGCAAAAAGUCGUCUCAGCAGGACCUAAUCCUUGUUCUCGACACAAACGUUCUCCUCAGUCACCUGGAUUAUGUGAAAAAGAUCCGCUCUCAUGGCCUCGGAGGCCUGGGCUUUCCCAUUAUCCUCAUCCCCUGGGUGGUGCUUCAGGAGAUGGACUCCCUAAAAAUGGGAAGAGGCCUGUCAGGCUCCGUGGCCCACCUGGCGACUCCAGCCAUCUCUUACAUUUACAAGUGUUUGAAAAGCCGGGAACCUCGCCUGUGGGGCCAAUCUAUGCAGCAGGCCGCAGAGAGCAGCAAUGGUCUGACUACUGAGAAUAACGAUGACAGAGUGCUGCAGUGCUGCCUGCAGUACCAGAGUCUGUACCCAGAGUGUGCUCUCACCUUAUGCACCAAUGAUAAGAAUCUGUGCAGUAAAGCCCUCCUGAGUGGGGUGAAGGCACUCUGCAAGACUGACUUGGAGGCAGAGGUUGGGAGAUCCAGACAUAGCCUUCAGAUCACUGCAGACAUUCAGGCUUCUGUGCCACCGCGCAAUAACCCUCAGGUCUUAUCACCAACGCUGAGCACGAGUUGCCCACCAGUUCAGUCACAUGGACAAGAGAAAGCAGGCUUUUAUGUGGGAGUCCUACAGAAAGACAGCAAGCAGCUCAAUGAAGGAGACGAGGAGAGGACAGUUAGGGACCUCAGCGGAUGCAUUUCUGCAUUAGAAGACUGUCUGAGGGAGGUGCUGUCUGAAGUUUUGCAAGUGGAGAUGAAGGCUGCUUAUGAUGACCUCUGGCUAGAGAUCGUUUAUUUAAAGCCACCGUGGACACUUCAGGAUGUCUUGCAGUGUAUAAAAAAGCACUGGAUUGCUGUUUUUGGCCUCCUUGUCCCACGGAGGAAGGAGCAAACUGUUUUAAAGCUCAUCAAAUUUUUCAACUCGGGUGAAACGGUGGACCAUGAAACCAUCUCAGAGGCCGUUCAAGAUGCCAAAGAGCUUGUGAACGCUUUUUCGAAAAGUUCAAAGCAUGUUCCACGAGCCAUCGCUGUACUGGACGACAUUUUGAACAAGCUACGGCCUCAGCCAAAUCUUCCAACGGGGGGAGAAUCUUCCGCCUCCGACGUUGUGAUGAAUGACGAUGACGAUAACGGAAACUCUCACCAGGAAGUGUGGGCCGUGUUUGAGAGCAUCUGGUCUCACGUGUGUCAACUAAGCUUGGAGGUGUUCAAAGCUCUGGGCUUUGACCCUCACACCAGGCAGUACCUUCAGCCAGAGGGAGCUGCUCCACCACCACAGGAUGCCUUGGCCUGCUUGCACAAACUGUCCUCCAUGGUCUCGCAGCUGCUCCAAGCUUUCAGCAGUGUCUUGUUAUCAGCUCCCGGCUUAGAAGAAGUCCAGACACUGCUCAGCAUCAUCCACUCCAACAAUAUAUUAAGUGAGAAUUCCAGGUUAACAGCCAAAGACCUGCUCGACUGUUUUUCACAACCAGACUACAGGGAGAAGCUCAGGGUGGGAGGGACCAAGUUAAUGGAGCUUCAAGAGCUCUUGGAACACUGUGUUCAAGCUGCAGGUCAAUACACGACGUUCCCCACGUAGCACCGUCGUACCAGUGUCAGGAACGUUGCUCAUCAACCAAAUGGAUUCCUCGACAUGACAGAUUCUUAACUUGAACUCGAAGCUGUCGAGUUAAAGGCGCAUCUGCUCGUGCUGUACCCGUUUCUGCCUUUGUUCUCCAUCCAUAAAGUUCAUGUUACAGAGAGAACGCUAUUUUCCGAAGGUUUGUUUAAUGCUUUGUACUGUCUGUAACAGCUGGUUUGUUUAAUUCAGCAAGUACAGAUUUCAUCAUUCUCCAAUAGCCUUGCACUUCUGUCCUCAAUGAGUUUUGGAUUUAAGGUGAAAUUUAGUUUAUAAAUAUUUAAAUCUAUUUUUAAAAAGCGUAUUAUUUUGUUUAGAGUGAUAAAUUAAAUCACAAAACAUAUUUUUACUUGAAAUAUUUUUUUAAUAAAAAUAAAAUAUGUACCAUUUGUUAUUAAAAGGCCUGUAUUUAUUUAGAGGUUUGUUUUUAAAUCAUUUCUGAUUACCUGACAGCUUCUUACGUUACGUUGUUUAACUCACAUCGAUGCCACUCUCAUUCAGUAUGAAGCUGGAGCCCGGAGAUAAUUCUUUAAUGUAGAUUUUAGGCUGGCACAGCGAUCAGGACAAAAACCCCUUUCAUGAUAAACCAGCAGGUCAGUGAGCAGAUAGAAAAGUACUGUUUCCACCUUGAGGCUCAGAGAGCUCAGGUUACAUCCAAAAAACAACACUGUUUUUCUUUUUAUGAAUGCUGAGAUUGUUCAAUGCAUGCUUUUUUAGAGCCCAUUUUGACAUCUAAACUUAUGUUUUUUUACUUGUCACUUCAGCCAAUAAUUACAUUUUUAAUAUGCAGUUUGUUUGCUGUUGCUUGGAUUUGAAUCACUAGUCACGGUUUUUUUUUUAACCGAGGUAGUGUUUGGCCGUGCAGAGCGCUGCUGUGAUCGUCAGCCCGAGCGUGGUCGUGCGUGUGAAGGGUGACUAAGGGGAUUAUAUGCCUGUGAUGCCAGCAGACAGGCUUAGAAUACACCUGCUGGUAGUGUGACACAAGGAGAGGCUGAAGCAUCAGACGUCAUGCAGGGAGAGGUGGAAGAAGACGGCGAAAGGACGGGUAAUGAGGACCACAGAGGAUCCCAACUUCCCGUCUCAGCUCAGUCAUUUAGAAAAAUGUACAGAGCAUUUGUUUUAGUGUUCUUUAAUUUAAACUUAAACUCAUGUAGCUGUCGAGGGACCUCGCUGUGACCUAAUUCGUUUCUUUCAUUUUGUAUGUAUCAAAGUUAUAAUUGUAAAUGAUCAGGUAAGAAUUUAAAAUGCCUCAACACAUGUCGAUGCUCUCAGCUCUUUAGUCAUGGUCCCACUUUACAACGCAAGGGCAAAAUGUUUGGCCAGACAAACUUAUACUGGCCCAUUUUUCCCCCACCACACUGUCAGGUAUGUCCAUACAGCUUAUCAGUGACCAAGUUGUGAAUUGAGUGCAGGGCAGGGAUUAAACCAGCUCCGGCAGGCAGCCAGCCAGUGAUGUGAGGUCACGCAGUCCCCUUUCAACACUUCCACUAUCCAGAAUGACUGUCGUCAUCCCUUCCUGCUGAUGUCUGCUAGCCAGCUUAGCAUAAUCUCCACUUGGGAGGGGAAAAACUGGCUUAGUGUGGUAGUCACUGUGGAAAAUGGUAGCAGUGAAAGCAGUGAACAGGACACAGGAAUUAUUCAGGAGCAGAACAAGAGGAAGAUGAGGUGGCAGCAAAAGUUAGGGUCACCUGCCGAGUCAUCACUUAAAAACGAUACAAUCUGAAUAAAUGUUUGCAUUGUUAUCGAGCGAUACUGGUGUGAUACUUUGUGUUAAUUAGUUGAUUAAUGUCAGAAUUUGCAAACUGAUGUUUCAUCUCAAAUCAUGACACACCACACCAAAAGAAUCUGGUUUAAAUGAUUUAUUAAGAAAUGUUACAAAUGUGGUCAUUUUCUUGCUCUAACAAUCCUUCCAGAAGAAUCUGCCAAUGCCUGACACUUUGAAACCCAAGACGGAAAAAAAAAAAAAA